CGUUUACCGAGUUUUAAGGCAGAGAAACGCUGAACUCAAAUUUCCUUUCUUAUUUAUUUUUAUCCCCAAAAAAAAAAAAAACCCAUUUCUACUCCAUACCUCAGCAGUAGCCAAAUGCUCGAAGGGAAUUCGCUAUCUGUUACUCUGCAACUCUUUCAGGUGUUGGAAGUGAUUUCUUAAUAUAGUUAUCCAUUUAAGCCACUCUGGUGUUUAUACCUAGUGCCAUUUCAUCAACGCUAUUUAAGAUUAAGAUGGCAGCUUGUCUGUCACCUUAUUGUACCCCUUCUGAUACUAGAAACCCAAUGGGGACGUUAACUGUUCUUGGAGGGAGAGUUUCAGUGGAGAAUCACCUGGGGAGAGUUGACUCUCUUAAAAUGUCUGAUGAUAAGAAUAGGUAUCUGGGUGCCCAAAAGUCAAACAUUUCUUAUUUUAAAUGCUCAGCGAAGUCUAAUAGUGUUAGUCCAUAUCACAACAAAGACUCUUUUCUGGAUCUGCAUCCCGAAAUUUCAAUGCUCAGGGGUGAGGGGAACAACUCACCAAACACCCCAAGGAAGGAUAAUUCAAGUGGAAUUAUUACUGACAGCUUAGGACGGGAAUCCAAUCCAAGUAAUUAUAAUGAAGCUAAGAUCAAAGUUAUUGGUGUUGGAGGUGGCGGGUCAAAUGCAGUCAAUCGCAUGAUAGAGAGUGCGAUGAAGGGUGUGGAGUUUUGGAUUGUCAACACAGAUGUCCAAGCCAUGAAAAUGUCUCCUGUAUUUCCUGAGAAUCGUUUGCAAAUUGGUCAGGAGCUGACUAGAGGACUUGGAGCAGGAGGUAACCCUGAGAUUGGAAUGAAUGCGGCCAAAGAAAGCAAAGAGGCAAUAGAAGAGGCACUUUAUGGUUCUGAUAUGGUCUUUGUCACAGCUGGAAUGGGUGGGGGAACUGGCACAGGCGGGGCUCCUGUGAUUGCAGGUGUCGCAAAGUCAAUGGGUAUAUUGACAGUUGGUAUAGUCACUACCCCUUUUUCUUUUGAGGGACGAAGAAGAGCAGUUCAGGCCCAGGAAGGAAUUGCAGCUUUGAGAGAUGAUGUUGACACAUUGAUUAUCAUUCCAAAUGACAAGUUAUUGACUGCUGUUUCCCAAUCAACCCCAGUAACUGAAGCAUUUAACUUGGCUGAUGAUAUUCUGCGUCAGGGUGUUCGUGGUAUCUCUGAUAUCAUUACGAUUCCAGGAUUGGUAAAUGUGGAUUUUGCUGAUGUAAGAGCUAUAAUGGCAAAUGCAGGAUCUUCAUUAAUGGGGAUAGGAACUGCAACUGGGAAAACGAGGGCAAGGGAUGCUGCAUUAAAUGCAAUCCAAUCACCUUUAUUGGAUAUUGGUAUAGAGAGGGCAACUGGAAUUGUAUGGAACAUAACAGGUGGUAGUGAUUUGACUUUAUUUGAGGUGAAUGCUGCAGCAGAGGUUAUCUAUGACCUUGUAGAUCCAACUGCAAAUUUAAUAUUUGGAGCAGUGAUAGAUCCUUCAAUAAGCGGUCAAGUCAGCAUAACUCUAAUUGCAACUGGAUUCAAACGGCAAGAAGAAAAUGAAGGCAGGCCUCUCCAGGCAAGCCAACUAUCCCAAGACGUAACCUUAGGAAUCAAUCGGCGACCCUCCUCUUUUGCCGAAGGUGGUUCCGUGGAGAUUCCUGAGUUUCUCAAGAAGAAAGGCCGCUCUCGCUAUCCAAGAGCUUAAAUUAUAUCCUCAGUUUGUCCUAUCCUACACAUAUCUGCUAUUCUGCUUUGCAAAGAUGACCAUUCUAUGGAUCUACAAUACAGCAUAUGUGUACGUAAUAGUUCCAUACAGCAUCCCUUGGUGAUUUCUAGCUUUGAGAUGUUAAAGAUUGUAUGAUUGUUAGAAGGUAGUAUUCACUAAUAAGUUGUAGAUGUUUUGUUCCCAAAUUGCUAAGCAGAAGAAAAUACCCUUUUUAUUUA
This is a messenger RNA of Hevea brasiliensis (rubber tree), 1942 nucleotides long. Its product is annotated as cell division protein FtsZ homolog 2-2, chloroplastic. Gene Ontology annotation, molecular function: GTPase activity; GTP binding. The coding region runs from base 252 to 1703 and encodes 483 amino acids. The record is from RefSeq and is a predicted model, not a curated record. Lineage: Eukaryota; Viridiplantae; Streptophyta; Magnoliopsida; Malpighiales; Euphorbiaceae. The transcript has 8 exons. Gene Ontology annotation, biological process: chloroplast fission. Gene Ontology annotation, cellular component: cytoplasm; chloroplast.